AUGCCUUCACAUAAAAAGUUGAAGAAAGCCAAGAAGGAAGAAGAAGCCUUUGAAACACUCCGAAGCAAGACUCAUCCGGAAGAGAAUGAGAAUUUGACAACAACAAGCACUUCUCAACCAACGAGCAAGAAAGGUACUACUUCUCAAAAAUUGAAUACUUCCGAAAACGUCAGAGAGAAUACAGAUGAUACUGAACCUAUCCAUAAUAACAACAACAAUGAAGAGACGAAUAUCAAUGAAGAAGAAGAAGAAGACGAAACAGGUGAUUUCCAUGGCAAUGUUCUCUCAUCAAACCAUGACGAUGACAACAAUGAUCCUCUCAAUCGUUUAAAAAAAGCCUCCGAUAACGAUUUGGAUGAAAAUGAUCGAUUUUUAAAAAACUUUUUAUUUAAGAGAGGAUGGAUUUUUGAUUAUGAAAAACAUGGUGAUCGAUAUGCUCAACAAGCACAAGAAUUAGAUAAAGGAGAUGUGUUAGAUGAUGAAUAUGCUGAUUUGGAUAUUGAAUCUCAUCGAAUGAAUUUGGAAAAUUCAAAAUUGGGUGGAACCUCAAAUGCAGUACCAAUGAAUGAUGAAGAAAAACAAGAAGAACAAGACGAAAAGGAAGAAGAUACAGAAUAUAAACAAGAUGAAAGUAUGAAUGCCGAAGAAGAUGAAGCAGAUGAUGACUCCUCUGACGAUCUCUCUGAUGAUAACUCUGAUGAUGACUCUGAUACACCAAAAUCUGAACGUGAAAAAAAAGAUUCUAAAAAAAAGAGAAAACGUCUUGCUAAAAAUGAAAAAUUCAAAGAACAAUUAGAAUCAGUGAAAAGAGAACAUAAUGAAAAGGCAGAGAAAAUUAAACAUGAAAUUAUAGAAUCAAUAUUUAAAUUGAAAGAGGUCAUCAAAGGAGAUGAAUCACUUGUUGACAAGUUGCAAAUUUCUAAAAGUGAUGAUACUGAAAAGACAUGGGAAGCUAUUGAAAAACGCAAGAUUAUUGAAGAAUUUGCCAAAUCUGCAAUGGAAGAUGAUGAAGAUACAAAUCCAACUUCUGCAAGUACUCUGAGACGACAUGUCAACAAAUUAUUUGAAGAUUAUUAUGAUUCAUUCUUUGAAGAUGUUAACGCAGCAACAGGUGACACAUUUAAAUUUAAAUACAAGUCUGUAGACAAGGCUGAUUUUGGAUUAACAGCUGAAGAUAUUAUCAACCUGGAGGAUGAUGAUUUGGAUCAAGUAGUUUCCAUGAAACAUUUAAUGAGAUAUGAUUAUAAGCCACCUGAUGAAAAAGUCAAAAAGGAUAUUUUCUUUAAAGUUAGAAAUUUGAAAUUGCAAAAAGGGUUAUUAGGCAAAAAAUCAGAGAGAGCUCUCAAAUUUAAACAAGGAAAAAUGGGAAAGAAGAACAAGUCGAAACAACAUGAUGUGAGUGGUAAGGAUGAAGGCGAUAAAAAGAAUGACAACAAGAAGAAUAAGAACAGUAACAAAGGAGGUCAAACCAACAAGAGUCAAGGCGCUAAGAGAAAACUGGAGCAGGUUGAAGACACUAAGCCAAAAUCCGCUCCACAAAAUUCAAAUAAUGCCAAGAAGAAUCCACAAAAACAACAAACCAAAGAUGUCAUUGCCACAAACAGCGCUUCACAACAAGAACCUCCAAGAAAAAAGAAGAAGAGAGGAAAAGGAGGAAAGAACAAACAGGAAUAA
Naegleria lovaniensis is the source of this 1674-nucleotide messenger RNA. RefSeq lists its product as uncharacterized. Bases 1 to 1674 code for a protein of 557 amino acids. The transcript has a single exon. Gene Ontology annotation, cellular component: 90S preribosome; nucleolus. The record is from RefSeq and is a predicted model, not a curated record. NCBI's taxonomy places the organism in Eukaryota, Heterolobosea, Eutetramitea, Acrasida, Naegleriidae. Gene Ontology annotation, biological process: endonucleolytic cleavage in ITS1 to separate SSU-rRNA from 5.8S rRNA and LSU-rRNA from tricistronic rRNA transcript (SSU-rRNA, 5.8S rRNA, LSU-rRNA).